CUCGUCUCACAUCUCCUAGCAACCGCUACAACAAAGGUGCCCGGUCUGAACCCUGCGGUGUUGGGGUGCACUGUGACUGAGUCAGACGUCCGGGGUUUUCGGGACUAUUUAUCAUGAGUCGGUCCAAUAGUCCAUUAGAGGACGGCGUCGAAGAGAAUGCCCCACCAUCUCUCGAGUCUGAAAUCCAGGAAGAAAGGAUCGCCGCCCGGCGUCUCCGGAUAGCAGCUCGAGUGCAGGCCAGGAAAAGGGAGACAGAAGGACAACAUGACACUCAUCAUCAAGAAGUUACCAAGGAGCUAAGCAGGAGUCAGAAGCAAAGGGAGCAAAGUAGACGGCGUCUAAAUAAACUACAGAGUGAUGGGACAGAAUUGGUCACUAAUAUUCAGGUGGCAGUGGAUGCAAGAGAAUCCCAGAGGAGAACUGAAGAAGCAGAAGCAAAAAGACAAAGAACAGAGAAGCUGGAAAAUGAGGCUAAAACAAGCUUGGAAAAGUUUGAGGACAUCAGGAAGAAGUGGGCCUCAGCCAAGGCAAAAGAAAUCCCACAGGACUUGAGAGAUGCUUUGAAUAUGCAACAAAGACAUUGUGCCCAGCUUAUUGAAGAGAAGAGCAAAAUUAUUAAUGAACUCCAACAGGAGCUGAAAGUUCAGGAUGAUAAGUAUGUGAAAGAUUUGAAAAGACAAGCAGAAGAUGUUGACCUGAUGAUUGAGCGAAUGGAGGAGCAGAUAAAAAACUUGAUGAAAUGCUAUCGUGAAGAAUUAACUCAAAUUGAAAAAGCCUUUGAACUGGAGCGCAGGGAGUUACUUCACAGCAACUACAAGAAAUGGGAACAGACAAUGCAGCAUCGACGUGAAAAAGAAAUGGAAUACCUGACAAUGAGGAUGAAACAAGUGGAAGACCAGGCCCAGCAGCUCCAGCAGCUUAGAGUCCAGGAUGCCGAAGAAUACAACAUGAUUAAAAUCAAGUUGGAAACUGAUGUUCAGAUACUGGAACAGCAGCUCCAACAUAUGAAGGCUACCUUUCAACUGAAUCAAGAAAAACUGGAAUACAACUUCCAGGUGCUAAAGAAGCGGGAUGAGGAGAACACUAUUACUAAGUCUCAGCAGAAAAGAAGAAUCACAAGGUUGCAGGAUGUUCUGAACAAUCUUCGUAUUAAACUUAAGAAGCAGGAAAAACAGUUCAAAGAAGAGAGUCAUACCCUUUCAGAAGACUGUAAGAGGAUCAUGAAGCAGUAUCAGGAUAUGCAGAAGAAAAUGAUGUAUUUUGCUUCUAUUGAUGCCAAACGAUUCCAUGAAAUGUGGAUAAUGAAUGAAGAGGAGAUUAAGGGUCUGGUUAAAAAAGCUUUAGAUGCAAAUCUGAUUAUCCAUGAACAACAACUGGGAAUGACUUAUGUAAGACCAAAUCUACCAUUCAUGAAGUCAACUGGUCCAAUUAUUCCACAACACACUAAAAAGAAAUUGACUGAGGUGCUUGCCAAGCAGUUUUUGACAGCAGGACAAAAAAUAACUGGAGAUGAGGAAGGAGUUGAAGAGUCCGUGUCAGCAGGUGCUCAAGGUGAAUCACACCAGUCCAAAGAGCAGGGACAACUUGAAGCAUCCUAUCCUGAGAACCCUGACAAUCUGCUCCCUCAGAUCUCACCAAAAACUAUGAAAAAGCUCCUGGAGAUAAUGUGUGAUGAAUGUGACUUCCUAGUAGAAAGUAAAUUACUUAAAUUAUUCUCUACCUUGGAGAAGCAUGAACAAUCCCUAAUGAAGCUAGAUUCAAUUUUCAUGGCACUGGGGGUUGAAAAUGAGGCAGAUGUAUACAAACUGGCUGAUUUCUUGAUCAAAUAUAGUGAGCAACAGAUUGCAGAGAACAAGAAGGAAGAUGAAGAAGAUGGACAAAUCGAUGAGGGAAAAUCCCAAUCAUAUGUUAGCAUCUCUUCGGUAGAAGCAGCUGAAGGGUCUUCAUCAAUGAUAGAAAGGUCCACAACUACUGAUCUUAUUCAUCCUAAUGAUGUGCUGAAAGCUCUGAAAGUCUACACAGAACACUACUGCAAACCCAGGGAAAAACAUCCACUCCCAAGUUUCAUAAACUACGAAGAACGUGAUGAUUCUGAAGAUGCUGCCUUCUGGGAAGCCAUGGCCAAUGUGAUUCCAGAAUCCACGCAGAGAGUGUGGAGUGCUUUGGAGACAGAGCUAGAAAAAUACUACAAAAUACUAACAGAAAGGUCAGACUUGAUAACUGAGACAGAAGGCCUGAAGCAGCAAAACACAGAGCUCCGAAUGCUUCUGCACCAGUAUAUCAACUCAAGGGUAAAUGCUGAACUGGAGAUUCCACCCACGCAAGUAAUGCAGAUUGACCAACGUUAAAAAUAAAAAAACAAAAAAACAGUAUGUUCCAUGUAGUGAAUUUUAUUUCUAAAUUUAUUUAAUU
This is a messenger RNA of Polypterus senegalus (gray bichir), 2412 nucleotides long. It is a transcript of the gene drc1, whose product is annotated as dynein regulatory complex subunit 1 homolog (Chlamydomonas). NCBI's taxonomy places the organism in Eukaryota, Metazoa, Chordata, Cladistia, Polypteriformes, Polypteridae. Gene Ontology annotation, biological process: axonemal dynein complex assembly; cilium-dependent cell motility; regulation of cilium movement. Bases 114 to 2348 code for a protein of 744 amino acids. The record is from RefSeq and is a predicted model, not a curated record. Gene Ontology annotation, cellular component: axonemal dynein complex; axoneme. The transcript has 17 exons.